This is a messenger RNA of Chanos chanos (milkfish), 1388 nucleotides long. RefSeq names its product lysosomal acid phosphatase-like. The coding region runs from base 1 to 1233 and encodes 410 amino acids. Gene Ontology annotation, molecular function: acid phosphatase activity. Gene Ontology annotation, cellular component: lysosome. NCBI's taxonomy places the organism in Eukaryota, Metazoa, Chordata, Actinopteri, Gonorynchiformes, Chanidae. Gene Ontology annotation, biological process: dephosphorylation; lysosome organization. The transcript has 11 exons. The record is from RefSeq and is a predicted model, not a curated record.
AUGCUGUCCUUAUUGAUGUACUUGGUUUUAUGCGCUGUUUCAGACACAGCAUUUGGAGAACGAGAACUUAAAUUGGUCACUGUGCUUUAUCGUCACGGCGACCGGUCUGCACUCAGGGCAUACCCUAAAGAUCCCUAUAAGGAGACUGCUUGGCCCCAGGGCUUUGGACAGCUCUCUCUGGAGGGGAUGAGGCAGCACUUUGAGUUGGGAAAGAUGUUGCGGAAACGUUACAGAGGAUAUCUCAGUGAAACCUACAACCACAAUGAGAUUUUUGUGCGAAGCUCAGAUCGGGACCGUACCUUGAUGAGUGCUCAAGUGAACCUGGCCGGCCUUUAUCCUCCUGACCAAUCACAUGCCUUCGACCCGACUAUAAAGUGGCAACCAAUCCCUGUCCACACUGUCCCCAGCAAAAAUGAGAUGCUGUUGGUAUUCCCUCUGCAUGACUGCCCCCGUUACACAGCUCUUAUGAAUGAGACCAUGGACACAGACAUAUACCACAACAUGACAGAGACAUAUAAAACGUUUCUGGAGAUGGUGGCGAAUGAGACAGGUCUGGGGAAUGUCACUGUUAGAACAGUGUGGAAAGUCCAGGACACUCUCUUCUGUGAGUUGAAGCACAAUAUGACCCUGCCUAAGUGGGUGACCUCUGAGGUGAUGGAGAAACUGGGGAUACUGAGUGACUUUUCCCUUCGAAUUCUGUUUGGAGUUUACAAGAGGGAACAGAAGUGUCGGCUGCAGGGAGGUCUCCUGCUGGAUCAGAUUUUGAAAAACAUGUCAGCAGUUGCUAAGCUGGAUUCUAAAGAGCAGCUGAGGAUGAUUGUGUAUUCCGCGCAUGACACUACCGUAGCUGCCCUGCAGGAGGCGCUCAAUGUCUUUAACGGAUUACAGCCCCCGUACGCAUCCUGCCAUAUAUUUGAGCUUUUCAAGGAGGAGAAUGGGUCCUUCUCAGUGGCCAUGUUCUACCGCAACGAUAGCAGGAAAGACCCCUACCAGCUAACCCUUCCUGGCUGUGAUCUCUACUGCCCCCUGCAGGAUUUUAUCACACUCACCAAGUCAGUCAUUCCAGUGGACUGGGAGAAAGAAUGCCAGCUGGACAUCAAUGUAAAGGAAAAAGAUGUGAUUAUUGGUCUGGCUGUAUGGAGCUCAUUCCUCUUACUCGUCGUUGUUUUUCUCUCCAUGUUGCUAUGCCGACAGCGAGACCCUGCCAACUGCUGUAGUCGUAACAUGAACUAGGCAGAUUAUCAUUCCUGCUGUUUCUUUCCAAACAGAAAAGGUGUAGGGUUGGGUAUCGUCCAGCAAUCAUCCAUCGUCCAUCAGUUUAUUUUCGGAGCGACUGGUUUGAUUCUUCUGGAUCCAAAUUACUUUGCGCGUUUUGAGGCCUUAUUUUG